GGAACUGCAGUGCCGGCUGCUCGUGUGCCGUGCGUGUGCUCCCUCCUCACGCGCAGCUAAGAAUAGGUGUGUUCUGCGCGUGUUCCCCAUCGUCCUUUGCUUCCAGCUCGCGGAAACUUUUCAGGGGAGCGAAGAAAAUAAGCCAUCGUUGGAAUGAAAUGGUACAACGAAUUGAAGAGAAAUAUAAACAAAUAAACGCAGUUAUAGAAAGGCAACAAAUUAGUUUCUCAAGCUGACUGUCAGAAAAGUCUUUUGGUCUGGUUACCAUGAAAAGGUAAACCGUUGUCUUCGCUUUAGGUAAGGAUGAUAAGUGCAGCUGCAUUUUUAAAGUACGCCAAACUGCCUUUCGUAACGACUUUGUUGAAUUUUGUUCGCGGUGUUACGUGUCACGGUGCAGUGAAGUCAGCUACCUGCUUAAAGUAGAUAUUAUUUCACCUGAGGGAUACAGACAUCCACCUGGCUGGAGGAGCCUUGCAGGGACACAUCAUUACUGAUUCCACGCAGUCUCUGCACAUGCGCAGUGCACUGUUCCCGUCGGCUGGCAGCCGGUGUUUCAGACUGGCACGAUGUUUCUCUGUUCUGACUGACCCCGAGACCAAGUGUGGUCACUUUCGUGUCCUUUCCUGGACUACUUUACCUACCUUUUCGACUUUCGAAACGAAGGAUACAACGUGAGGUAACGGAAGUGCUGGAAACGGCGUUUGGACAUUCAUUUCAGCGCUUGCGUUUCACGACUCAUCUAUACUUAUCUCAUAUCCUUCCAUCUUGUCAGUGCCGAGCCAGAUCGGGGCCAAGCCCAUGGAAACUUUUGAAAAGUUAUUUUUGAGCAGCGCAACUGAGAUUUAAGCUUUGUAGUUGACAUGAAUGUUUACUUAUUUGUAGCGUGUACACAAAGCAAGAUAUCCGACAAUUCAUCAGUGGUGAAAACAGACAAGUCAAGACUACCAACGGUGGUUGUAGUGCAAGUCUUGUCCCAGCAAAGAACGAGUGUCUGAAACUAUCUUGCUAACUUGCUUUUGAUUUCUUCCAUUUCAUUUGUGGCUUCGUCUAAUAGCUUCUUUAUCUACAGCUGCUGCAGUGUGUUAAACGUUUGAUGCCGUGUGUGGUAGAUACAGCGCAAGACUAAUCUGAGUAAAACCCUAAAAAAAUGGAAGAACCUACCGUGUGUCCUGUGUGUGUAGUAUUUGAACCCCAAGCUUGGAGAAAAUCAUUGUGUCGCAACUGCUUCAAAACCUUUGAACAGCAUGAAGGGUCACUUCCGACGGAGGAGUCGACGCAGAAAGACGAGAGUCCACCCACGAAAGCAGAAGACAGUAAAGAUUCAAGCCAAACCUCGCCCGAUGUCACGGCAGCCACAGUGCCCUCCAUCCCGGCAGCACCAUCCCCAUCAUCGGCAUCCAAACCCAACACGCCAUCUACGUUGUCCCCCGAGUCUGACAAAGCCAGCGUCCCUAAAACCACCCCAUUAAGCUCUCCUCCUGUUACAACUGUCCACCCGACAACCACUACCACUACCACAUCUACAGCUACAGCCACAAAAGUUUCGUCACUAACAUCCCCCACGUCUAGCAAAGCCUCGGCUCCUUCGCUGGCCAAGACAAAAGAAGGAGGUGCGAGUAAGUUAGACGAGAGCAAGAAAGGGACGGCGGGAGUGAGAGCGAAUGGUGGCUCGGCAAGUGCAGGUAAACCUGGCAUUGAUCAUAAGGUGACUUCAAUUUCUUCUGUCGCCGGUAAGAUCGAGCAGCCAAAGCGCAGUGCCGGCACCUCCACUCCUACUGCUGCCACCAGCAGUAGCAAACAGUCGCCAGCAUCGGACAGCAAGUUGAAGGGUGUUGGUGACAAGAAGGGACUUUCCAGCAAAUCCCCCAGUACUAAGGAAAGUGUAUCUUCCCCAACUUCCCCCUCGUCGGCAACACCUCUGUCACCGCCAAGUUCCUCCUCGUCAUCGUUGCACGAUAACAGUGUUCGGAGCAAGUGGGAGAAACGAGUAGCGAGUGCCGGGGGUGGCGGGGGAGGAGGCGCAGAGCUGGGGGCCAGGUUUGACGUCAAGAAAGGUCAGAAGGCAACAGAUGCGAAGGUGAAGAGCGCAGAAAGUGGUGACGUGGCCAGCAAGAGUCGAUCCAGUGACAUUGGGAAGAAGGUCGGCAAGGAGACGAGUCAGCCUGAAGACAGUACCGUAUCUGCUGCAGCUACAACAGCGGCAGGCUCCAGUGUAACGACAGGAAAGAUAACAGCGACUGAAAAGAUCGAGCAGAAGCAGUCAACACCAUCUUCAAAAGCCACAGCAUCAACAGCAUCAACUAAUGUCUCAUUGACCAGUAAAUCGAAAUCUUCAGAACAUGUUCCUGCCACUGCUUCUGUCACUGCCACUGUCUGCAGUACAACAGUCAGCGCCACUGCUCCGGUCAGUAGUGAUACCAGUUGUCUGAAAUCAUCCUUUUCUGCAAACAAGGCGUCUGCCACUGUUUCUCCAUCAAGCGCUGCUGUUGCCAAGCAAGAUGUGGCAACAAAAUCACAGAUCACCACCAAAAGCGCCUCGACAACCAAAGUCGACGGCAAAGAGCUACAACAGCAAAACAAGAAACAAGAAUGUCCGGUGAAGGCGUCUGAAGAGAAAAAAGAAAAAACGGUUGUCAAAGAGCAGGCCGAGCAAAAAGAAGACGCCAGUCACCGAGAACUUCGAACCAAAGUGGAACAACUCGAGAAGGAACUGAGGCAAAAGGAAGAAACUCUGUUGAAAAAACUUGCCGACAAAGAAGAACGCCUUCUUAAAGAGCUUGCAUCUAAAGAAAAGGAGGUGGACACUCUGAAAAUCCGUGUUGUUGCUAUGGAAGCAGAAUGUGGACAUUUGAAAAAUCAGGUGGACGAAGCAAGAAAAUCUUCGGUGAAGGGACAGAGGGAAGAGCUGGAAAAAACACUGGGAGAACUUCGUCAGCAGGUCUCAGCUAUGGAGAAACAGUGUUCUCAGCUUGAGAGCGACAACCAGACCCUCCUUCACAAGCUGCGUGACCAGGCGCAGCAGGCUGCCGACGACGACGGUAGCAGCACGCGUAAGAUGUCGGGGCUGCAGGGGGAACUGCUGACGUCCGAGAUGGAGGUGGAAAACUUGCGGGAGGAGAACGCGGAGCUGAGACACGAGUUAUUAGACCUGAAGCGCGAGAUGGAGGAAAUGUACGACUCAUUCCGUGAGAACGAGCUGGACGAGUUCCGCGAGCUGCAGCGCGAGUUGGACUUGACAGCCAAGAACUGCCGAGUGCUGCAGUUCAAGCUGCGCAAGGCUGAGCGACGCAACGACCAGGUGGAGCACGACAGGCAGCACUACGAGGAGAAGCUGCGAUCUCUGCAGCAGCAGUUCGAGAGCGGAGAUGCCCGCAGCCACAUCGAGGCUCUUGAGGAGGAGCUGCGCACGGCCAAGGAGGUGUCUGUGCGCCUGCACGACGAGCUCGAUCUGAUAGAAGAGCGGCGCAACAAGGCUCUGGAGGAAAACAGACAUCUGACGGAACUUCUGGAGCAGACCGAUAAGAAGCAAUUUCGCAUGGAGAUGGAGAUUGACAAGCUGCGAGAUCAGAUAGCUGACCUGAGGCAGCAGUUACGCGACCGCUCACCUUCCCGUAAAGAAGGCACACCUGACAGAAAGCCCGAUGUCCUGGGGCGCCAGGGCAGUCAGGACUACGACAGCGCGCAGCUGAUGCGGGACCUGUGCGACAGCGUGGAACGGGAGACCGACCUGAAGGAACAACUGAAGUUUAUCGAAGAGGAAUCUCGAAUGCUACGCAAGAAGCUCUCGGAAAUGGAGGAUGAGAACGAAGCUUUGCGCGUGCAGUUGAAGAAACUAUCUCUGAAAGCCAGCCGAUGGAAGGAGGAGAGCGAGGGUAAAGGUCACAGCCUUGCUCACAACCACGUAGGAGAUUCGGACCAAGAUUCUUCAAGAGAACGGUUGGACUCCAGUGAUGACGAAUCUAGCGUCGUCACCUUAAAACUGCAAGUCGCCAUGAUGGAGCAAGAACUGAUGACUUCCCACCGAGCCCAAGCCGAAGCUGAAAAGGACAGCGAAAAUCUCCGAACUCAGAUUACGUCACUGGAGCAGCGCGUGAGAGACUACGAGUACGAAGCAGCGAUGCGCAAAGAGCCCGCAGCCCCGCCCACCCCAGACACGUACUACGAGGACAGGGUCCGUGAGCUAACGCAGGUAGCUGACGAACUCCGUUGGCGGAUAAUCGAGAAGGAUCGCGAGCUCGAGCGACUGUCGGCGACCUCUGCCAUUCACGCGCGCCAUUCUGGACACCACGGUCACCAUGGACACCACGCGAGGGAUGCGGGCCGCGAGAUUCCACGCGAAGGGCGCUUGAAGAAGAGCAAGUCGCUGGACAGUGACCACGCCGUGGAAACUCUGCUCCGCCAGCUGGACUCUGCUGCCUGUGACGCUACCACCCUCAGACAUCAGGUUACACAAGCACGCGACGAGCGCGAUAGGGCGGAUGAAACAAGAAAGAAACUGCAAGAGAGAGUGCGGGAACUAGAGGAGCAGAUAGAGCGAUUGGCUAGUCGUCCGUUGCUGGUCACUGUCCCCUCCGUCCAUGCGGAUGACGCGGCGGUGGAGAACAUAGAACUCAAAGACAAACUGCGGCGAGCCGAAGACGAGGUGCGCUCGCUGCGCGAUCAAGUGCGCACGCUGACAGACAAUCUUCGCACACUUUCGCGUUCCACCUCCCCCAGACUGGGUAGCAACGGGGCUGCCUCCCCGCAGGUAUCCCCACAUCCUCCCGUGUUCCCUCCAUCAGGUGUGAGUGACAGCCAAGUGACUGCCACAGACUCGCUCUCCAGUGCUGCCGCCCCCAUCGCAGUUGCCGCGCCUGCUGUUGCCACAGCAACCCCCGCGUCUACUUUUUUCGCCGCCUCCGCCAGCACUGUGGAUAGCGCUGGCAUUCUUCACGUGCCAGAUGAUGCGCAUGCUUUGCACGAACUACUUCGAGAGGCAGACGAGGAGCGGCGCGUGCUCGCCUCCGCGAUGGCGGAACUGGAACAGGAGAAUGCCAGGCUCCGCGCCUCCCUGGGAUCCGAACCCCUGGGAAUAAGGGGCGUGGCUGUCGCGGAAACGGAGGAUGAAAGCCAAAAGAAACGAACAGACAAAGAAACAAGAGAGACAGUAGAUGUCAGCCGAAGUCACGAGGCGCUGGUGGACAGGGAACUGGACAUGAAAGAGCAACACGACGAUCUCCUCCUCCUCGUCAGGCGACAGGAGGAGACAGAAGCAGCCUUGACACGUGAACUGACGUCACUGCGCACUGAACUCCAGAACGCGAAGGACCACGCGCGGAGAACGGAACUGGAGCUGCUGCAAGACUUGGACAUGCUGCACGACAAGAACUCAGUCCUGUCCAACCUGCUGGACAUCGUGCAAGAGAGAGCCACCGCUGCGGAGGAGGAGCUGGAGAAACUGAUGCAGGAAAAUUCAGCCCCCAGCACAAGAAGUGCCAGCGCAGUGUCAGCCGUCUCUGCUCUUAGUGACGCGAGCUGCGGAAGUGACGAGGUGUUUCUGUCUCCCCCUAGCGGAACAGUCGGAGAAAAGGGUCAGAUAAUCCACAGAGACUGGGAGGCUAAGCUAAAGAAUCGCAUCGAGUCUCUGGAGCGCCUUCUGGCUGAAGAGCGGCAGAAGGUUAGCAUGGCGGAGAAGAAGGUGCGCAUGGCCUACAUUGAGACAAUAGCGCCCUCUGUGUCCGAUGACAUCAAGCUGAGGGUUCGCGAGAAAGAGCUUCUACAGGAAGAGCUCCUGGAGAAUCAGCGGCACCUGCACAUUGCGGCGGACCAGAUCAAAGGACUUCGAGAACGCCUUCACGCCAUGGAGGAGGAACACCACCGGCUGAAGGUGGAUUAUGGCCGGCUGGCCAGUGAACUGGACAAAAGAGAUGACUUGGACUCAGACCAGACGGCGGAGGACUCGGAUAAGACUCCUGAGAACAGUGUGGAGCCAGAGGACGCCCUUGUCGCUCUUCGUGCCGCUAGUCUGCUGGAGCAAGAGUCGCCCUCCCUGCUGGCGGCCAGUAAUAAAGAGAACAAGCAAAUGGCGGGGUUGGCUGGAGGGAAGAAGCAGUGCGUUCGGGAAGAUAGGGGGUCUCAAGACAGACGAAGUGAGGUUUUGGAACGGGAGCUGGCUUUCUACAAACUCAAGGCGGAGCAAAUGGAGUACAAGGUUCAAGAGAUCAGCGACAUCUGGCGGUCGAAGAGCGCCGCCACAGAACGCGAGAAGAAGGUGCUGGAGGCAGACCUGUGUGAUAAGACUCGCCAAGUGGCGGAGAUGAGCCAGACGAUUAGCCAGCUUCAACAGCAGAUAAAGCUGUUGGAAGCGGAAGUUGAGAAAGCAAGAUCCUGCGCAGAGCUGUAUGCGCAAGUGCAAAGGCACCACGAAGAAAUGAAGAAGGAAGUUGAGGAGGUGAAGGCUCAAACCGCGGAACACCACACAGAAAUGCGCCAACUCCGCGAGUCCGUUAGCACGAGAGACGAGAGGCUGAAAGAGAAGGACGACAUUAUUCGCUACUUAAACACCUGUCUUGAGGAGCGACAGAAGGAAAUCCAGCAACAGGACGCGCGCUUGGCAGAGACGUCGUCACGGCUGGCUGAACAAGCCUCGAGUCUGGCAGAGCUCCAGCAGGACAUCACCCUCGUGCCGUCAGUCAAAGAGGGUGGCGGAGAAACAGACUUAGAAAAGGAAAACACUCAACUGCGGGAGACAACUCGUGCACUGCGCGCAGAGUUGGAGCAGGGGGAGGCGGCCCGACAAGAAGUGGACAUGGCGCGGAGGUCCAUGGCACAAAUGAGCCUCAACUGGGAGAAGGAAAAGGCGGCACUCCAUGUAUCACUCAACAUUGCCGACGAGAAACUUCGUCUUUACGAAAAUCUUACAACUACUAGUGUCAACGAAACCAUGGAGUGUCUCAAGGCGAUAGCAUGAAGUACUUUGAGGAGAAGGAGAACCUCAAGUCGCAGCUGGCCUUUCUACACACGGAGCUGACCACAUCUCAGCGGCUAGCCAGGGAGACAAUAUCGCGCCUGCAGGGCGAGCUGAGUUCCAAGCUGAGA
Messenger RNA from Pomacea canaliculata, 7077 nucleotides. Its product is annotated as COP1-interactive protein 1-like. The transcript has 19 exons. Bases 1148 to 6949 code for a protein of 1933 amino acids. The record is from RefSeq and is a predicted model, not a curated record. Lineage: Eukaryota; Metazoa; Mollusca; Gastropoda; Architaenioglossa; Ampullariidae. Gene Ontology annotation, biological process: regulation of autophagy.